UUUCUCAUCUCCACUUCCACUUCAAAAUUCCUUCAAAGAAAAUGGGUUGGCUUGCUCACUUUCUCAGCUUCCUUUUGUUUCACUUGCAUUUUCAUGCUUCAUCUUUUUCUUUCAAUUCCUCAUCUUCAGCAAUGCUUUGUCAACAUGACCAGAGUCUUGCCUUGCUCCAAUUCAAGAAAACCUUUUCCAUUACAAGUGAUGCCUCUACCUGGGAAUGGGAUUCCUCUUACCCCAAGCCUUCUCCCAAGAUAGAAUCUUGGAAAGAGGGCACAGAUUGCUGCUCGUGGGAUGGGAUCACCUGUGACUUAGAAACAGGUAAUGUAAUUGGCCUUCACCUUUCUAAUAGCUUGCUCUAUGGUCCCAUCUAUUCUAACAAUCCUCUUUUCUUCCUUUAUCAUCUCCAAAGCCUCGACCUCUCCUACAAUGAUUUCAACAAUUCUCACCUUUCACCUCAGUUUGGCCAGUUUUUGAAUUUAACGUAUCUUAACCUUAGCUCUUCUAAUUUUGGGGGCGAAUUCCCUUUCGAAAUUUCUUAUUUGUCAGGUUUGGUGUCUCUUGAUCUUUCUUGGAACCAUUUUUUGAUUCUAGAAACCACUAUUUUCAACAAGCUUGCUCAAAACCUAACCCAAUUGCAAGAAUUGGACUUGACUUUUGUAAACAUGUCUUUGGUCGCGCCUAGUUCCUUGAUGAAUUUGUCUUCUUCUUUAACAUAUCUCAAACUUAGGUAUUGUGGAUUGCACGGAAAAAUUCCAGAUAUCAGUCAUCUAUCCAAAUUGUUUACACUUCAUCUGUCUCGGAAUUUUGGUUUUGAUUAUUAUGGUGGUUUGAGUAUAGAACCAAUGAUUUUUGAAAAGCUUGUUAGAAAUCUAACCAUGGUAAGAGACCUUGACUUGAGCAUAGUAAACAUGUCCAUAGUUGCACCUAGUUCUUUGAUGAAUCUCUCUUCUUCUUUGUCAUCACUUGCUCUCGAGUUUUGUUGGGCUUCUGGUUGUGCAAUGGGUUCAGUUUCUGUUGCUGGUUGUGCAAUGUCAGAAUGUGGCAGGUUGAAUCCUGUUUUGGAUAGGUGGCUGUGGAAAGUGGUGGAGGUGUCUCUUGUGGAGGGGAAUCGGGGUUGGGAGGUCGCAUUAACAAUGGCGAAACUUGGAGAGGAGAAGUUUGAGGGGAAUGGGGGGGCGACUCCAUUGGUUCCCGAUAGUGAGGAUGGAGGAGAUGAGGGCGGAAAUGAAAAAUGUAGGGAGAAAUUAGGGUUUAUGCGUUGA
Messenger RNA from Hevea brasiliensis (rubber tree), 1259 nucleotides. RefSeq names its product receptor-like protein Cf-9. The coding region runs from base 42 to 1259 and encodes 405 amino acids. NCBI's taxonomy places the organism in Eukaryota, Viridiplantae, Streptophyta, Magnoliopsida, Malpighiales, Euphorbiaceae. The record is from RefSeq and is a predicted model, not a curated record. The transcript has 3 exons. Gene Ontology annotation, molecular function: protein binding.